UAUGAGGCGACUAACAGGAUCGGGAGGUCAGGUUCGCUCACUUGGUUGACACAUGUCAUCGUAUCCCGGUUGCGUAAAACGAUGUUCAUGGUAUUGAUCGCUGGAUUGUCUGGUCCAGACUCGAUUAUUUACAGACCGCCGUCAUAUAGCUGGAAUAUUGCUGAAUGCGGAGUUAAACAACAACCAACCAUCAUGAAAGUCCAAUGAACUAGAUCUACUUCAAUUACAAGUCAAUAGUGUCAGUGACAAGUGUGACAGGAAAUAGAAGGUUGUACUGACGUACGGAGUAUCGGUAUCGAUGUGAAACAAGGACGUGCCCCACAAAACUGUUCUUCCACUGAAUAAGCAGCGAAAGACAGGGGGGAGAACCAUUUGCCAUAUUGUAUUUGGGCUCACCAUGGUUCUUCAGAUGCCAUAAUAACCCACAGUUGAAGACAUUGUGAAUCUACAAAAAACACUUUACCAUUUACUUAUUCCUUUAGGAUGAAUAACUGCACAAUCUCAGAAGAGGUGCACAGAAUAGUCACAUCUAUAUCAAGUGGCUUGCUUGCGGUUAUAUUUGUGAUAGAACUCAUCACGUGCAUCUACCGUGUACGCCGUCACAGGUAUCGCCUCGUCAGAAACAGUCGCCGUGUCAGGGCCAACUCUCGUCGUUCCAGGUUGGCAACUACUUCUCGUGACGGUUCGAUGAGCUGCCUGUCCAGAGGGAAUGAAAGCAGCCAAAGUUUUUGUUUAGAAGCGGUAAACGAGCUCCAGUCAGUCGGGAAUGCUGCUGUCGACAACACAGUGUACGACUCCCUCAGCCUGCAACGUGGCCAUCUCCAUAGACGUCCUUCGACAGAGCCCCACGAGAUAGACAUGAAGCGAUGUCUACAGCUCUUCCUAAGUACCAAGUGUUUAUUCAAGCAGUUUGAAGACCUACCCAGAGCCGACUACACGCUGUGUUGUGAAGCGCAGAAGGGAAAUAACAUUUGCAAGAACAGAUACCGGGAUGUUCUUCCUUAUGACAACAGUCGAGUUGUGUUAAAAGCGGUCGCCGAGAACGUCUUCAGCGGAUACAUCAAUGCUAAUUACAUACAGGGUGUUGGCUGCCUGCAAAAGUUCAUAGCCGCUCAAGGACCAUUUCUACGUGUUGUUCCUGACUUCUGGAGGAUGGUCUGGGAGACUGAAUCUCGACAGAUUGUCAUGCUUACAAACAUCAUCGAAGACGGAAAGAUGAAGUGUGCCAAGUACUGGCCAGGCGAGAUCGAUGAAGUAAAGGUAUUCGAUGACAUCACGGUGGAGUUUGUGCUGGAAGAAGUCAGCGACUCCUAUGUAAAGAGGACGUUCAACAUCAAGUCGGGAGAAAUGUCCAGGGAAAUAUUCCAUUACCACUACACCGCCUGGCCUGACUGUGAUUCUCCACGUGAUGUGUCGGCAUUCCUCGACUUCCGGUCAGCGGUGUUCCGGGAUGCGUCAGCUGUACAUGGACCAGUCAUCGUCCACUGCAGUGCUGGGAUCGGCCGAACUGGAACAUUCAUCGCUCUGCACUACCUUCUGUCUCAGGCUAAAGCUGACGGUAUUGUGGAUGUCUUCGGGUGUGUGGCACAGCUCAGACAGCAGCGGAUGGAGAUGGUCCAGACAGAGGAACAGUAUGCUUUCCUGUUCGAGGCGCUGUACGAAUAUACAACGGAGCCUACAGUGCGUAUCGGGCAUACUCGGAGAUGAGCCUGAACCUUGGCCUUGACAUUGUAGUGACGCACCUGUAAGAUCCUGAAUCCUUUCAUCUCACCGAGGUCCAGAUCAGCGACCCGGCUGUACAUCUGAACGCACGUCUUCUAUAUACAAAUCAUACAAUAUACAUGUAAAAUAAAAAUAAAUGUUCUUGUUGA
Messenger RNA from Haliotis rubra (blacklip abalone), 1871 nucleotides. RefSeq names its product receptor-type tyrosine-protein phosphatase mu-like. The record is from RefSeq and is a predicted model, not a curated record. Gene Ontology annotation, biological process: protein dephosphorylation. The transcript has 15 exons. NCBI's taxonomy places the organism in Eukaryota, Metazoa, Mollusca, Gastropoda, Lepetellida, Haliotidae. Gene Ontology annotation, molecular function: protein tyrosine phosphatase activity. The coding region runs from base 484 to 1707 and encodes 407 amino acids.